AUGCUCCACAUGCCGAUGACCAAUAUGAUCAUGGACUACGUGAAAAGACGAGAGCGAAUAAAAGACGAAAAGAAGGAAGCGAAGCAGAAACUGAAAGAAAUGGAAGAGCAAGAAAAGCAGAAGGAGAAAGAGGAGAAAGAAAAGAAGGAAAAGGGAAAAACGUAG
Messenger RNA from Gongylonema pulchrum, 165 nucleotides. The record is from the annotation of a GenBank genome assembly. NCBI's taxonomy places the organism in Eukaryota, Metazoa, Nematoda, Chromadorea, Rhabditida, Gongylonematidae.